This is a messenger RNA of Blepharisma stoltei, 423 nucleotides long. NCBI's taxonomy places the organism in Eukaryota, Ciliophora, Heterotrichea, Heterotrichida, Blepharismidae. The record is from the annotation of a GenBank genome assembly.
AUGGGAGUAUUGGAUCCAUUUAAAGAAACUUUGGAAUCAUGGAAGUCUUCAUUACGCAGCAGCAUAGCUAGUUCAAGAGUUUGGGUGAAAUCUGAAGCAGACAAAGCAGGGGCUUCUUUAAAAUCUGCACUUGGAUCUGCAUUUGAGCAAGGUUCUAAAUUUUAUAAACAGGAAAAAGAGGAUGUUAAAGCUUUAUAUCAAACAUAUAAACCAGAAUGGCUAGGCGAUUUAUCCGUUAUAAGAGAAAAGAGAGCAGAACUUUUAAGAGACUACAGUUUAGGGAGGAGAACUCUUACCUUUGUAUCAGGCACAAUCUUAGUUUUAUGCCUUUCUCGUGGGAUCAGACCUAAGAUAAAGAACACCUUGCUCUAUAGCUUAUUUGUUGGCUCAGCAAUUGCACCUGAAGUCAUAAGCCCUUUCUAG